GCCCCUCAGCUGUCAUCCGCUUCCGGGGGCGCGGGGCGGCGGGCGGGCCGGACGCGGGCGGAGCAGCCUGUGGGAGCGCCGCCCCGCCGUGUGGUGGCCGGUGUUCUGGAGCUCAGGCCGCCCGACAUGUCGGGGCUCGUGUCAAGGUUUAACGCAUUCAAAAGGACUCAUGUCAUACUGCAACACUUGAGGCUGUGCGCCCACACGGAUGCGGCCGCGGAGGUGCUGCUGGAGAGGAGGGGCUGCGCAGGGGUGAUCACCCUGAACAGACCCAAGGCCCUCAACGCCCUCAACCUGAGCAUGAUCCGGCAGAUCUACCCGCAGCUGAAGAAGUGGGAGCAGGAUCCCCAAACCUACCUGAUCAUCAUAAAGGGCGCCGGUGAGAAGGCUUUCUGUGCUGGGGGAGACAUCAGAGAAGUGGUGAAGGGAGACAGGAGGAUAAGCCGGGAUUUCUUCAGAGAAGAGUAUGUGCUGAACAAUGCCAUUGAUUCUUGCCAGAAACCGUAUGUUGCAUUUAUUCACGGAAUUACAAUGGGUGGAGGUGUCGGACUCUCCGUUCACGGGCGUUUCCGAGUGGCUACUGAAAAGUCUCUCUUUGCAAUGCCAGAAACUGCAAUAGGACUGUUCCCUGACGUGGGCGGAGGCUAUUUCUUGCCAAGACUUUCAGGGAGACUUGGUUACUUCCUGGCAUUGACAGGGUUCAGGCUGAAAGGCAGAGAUGUGCACCGAGCAGGCAUCGCCACACACUUUGUAGACUCUGAAAAGUUGAGCCUGUUAGAAGAAGAUCUAUUAUCCCUGAAGUCUCCUUCCACAGAAAACAUUGCAGAUGUCUUAGAAAGUUAUCAGACAAAGUCCAAGAUUGAUGAGGACAAGGCAUUCGUGCUGGAGGAGCACCUGAGCAUGAUCAACAGCUGCUUCUCCGCUGACAGUGUGGAGCAGAUUAUUGACAAUCUACAGCGAGAUGGCUCGCCUUUUGCCCUGGAGCAGGUGAAGGUGAUCAGUAAGAUGUCUCCAACGUCGCUCAAGAUCACGCUGCGGCAGCUCACAGAGGGCUCCUCCAAGUCCCUGCAGGACGUGCUGACCAUGGAGUACCGGCUGAGCCAGGCGUGUGUGGGAGGCCACGACUUUCCUGAAGGCGUCAGGGCAGUGCUGAUAGACAAAGACCAGAGCCCGCGCUGGGAGCCGGCCCGCCUGGCGGACGUGACCGAGGAGGACGUGAGCCGGCACUUCAGGCCCCUGGGGAGCAGCGACCUGCGCUGGUGAAGGUGGUGAAGCGCCGCCGGGAGGGGCCUGGGACCGAGGCUGGCCAGCGGCUCGGCCCGUCUGGCCGCUGCCCGCUUCCGGUGCCUGCGAGCGGCGCGUCCGCUGGCCCCGGGGGAAGGACGGAGCUGGCACUUCUGAGCCGCGGCCGCAAGGGAAGGGGGGGCGCCGCUGGCCUCGCCGCGCGGUGUGCGUCCCCUCGGGUCACUCCGCUCUGCAGAAGGCGCCCGCCUGGGAGCCGGGAGCCGGGAGCCUGCGUCUAGGGUCUGCAGGCGUUUGUAUGUUGAUUAAGUAAACUCAUGUACAGAUGAUCAAAAUAAAACACGCCAUUUUUUGGA
Molecule: messenger RNA, 1598 nt
Organism: Pipistrellus kuhlii (Kuhl's pipistrelle)
Lineage: Eukaryota; Metazoa; Chordata; Mammalia; Chiroptera; Vespertilionidae
Gene: HIBCH
Product: 3-hydroxyisobutyryl-CoA hydrolase
Exons: 14
Coding region: 127-1263 (378 amino acids)
Biological process (GO): L-valine catabolic process
Cellular component (GO): mitochondrion
Molecular function (GO): 3-hydroxyisobutyryl-CoA hydrolase activity
Source: RefSeq, a predicted model, not a curated record